UGCUAUAAAUAAUAGCUGGUUAUUAACACAAUUUUCAAGCUAACGAAAAUUGCAACUAGUGUUGUGUUCUCCUUCAAUGGCUUCAACAGAUCUCACAAAUAUGAAAGAAGACCAAUCAAGGGAUGGACAAGAAACAAUUAGCGAAGAAAACAAGGUAAUCCAUGAUUAUAAUAACCUAAUCUUGUCUCUUCCUAGAGAAAAUGGAUGUGAUACUCAAUAUUUUUAUUUUUAUCAUGGAUUUUGGUGUCCAUCAACUCUUAUCCAAUCUGUGAACUCUUUUCAAAAUAAUUUUCAUGCCAAAGAUAGUGAUAUUGUAGUUGCAUCCAUGCCAAAAUCUGGCACUACUUGGCUUAAAGGUCUUGCAUAUGCUAUUGUUAAUCGCCAACAUUUUACCUCCUUAGAGAAUAACCAUCCAUUACUAUCAUUUAAUCCACAUGAACUUGUGCCUCAUUUUGAAGUAAGUGGUAAUAAUACAGAUGGUCAAAUGCCUCAAAUUGAUGUACCAAAUAUGGUUGAACCAAGGCUUUAUGGAACUCACAUGCCAUUUCCUUCGUUGCCCAAGUCAAUUCAAGAGUCCAAUUGUAAAAUAAUUUAUAUAUGUAGAAACCCAUUUGAUACAUUUGUAUCAUAUUGGACUUUCAUCAACAAACUCAGAUUAAAGAAAUCUUUAACUGAAUUAACUUUGGAGGAAUCUUUUGAAAGGUACUGUAAGGGAAUAUGUUUUUUUGGUCCGUUCUGGGACAAUAUGUUGGGUUACUUGAAGGAGAGCAUAGAAAGACCAGAUAGGGUUUUAUUCUUGAAAUAUGAAGACCUUAAAGAAGAUGUUAAUUUUCACACGAAAAGAAUUGCAGAAUUUGUGGGAUUUCCUUUCACUGAAGAAGAGGAAAAUAAUGGAGUGAUUGAAAAUAUAAUCAAGUUAUGCAGCUUUGAGAGUAUGAAGGAAUCAAGUGAAAAUAAAUCUGGAACUGCAGCACUAAAGAUUGAGAGAGAGUUUUUCUUUCGAAAGGGAGAAAUAGGGGAUUGGGUGAAUUAUCUCUCCCCUUCGAUGAUAAAAAAAUUAUCCAAAGUCAUGGAAGAAAAAUUAAGUGGAUCAAGCCUAUCAUUUAAGGGGUGCCCUUAACUCUGCUAAGUUAGUGAUUACAUACUUUGAUGGUGUUUUAAGAUUUUGCAGGAAUCGUGGCAAGAUGGCUGGGCAACAUGGCACGAUUGGAGGUUUCAGUUUUGAAGCAAGCCACUGGAAAAAUCAUGCCACGAUGGGAUCGCAACGUGGCACGAUGGUGCGCUGGCAGCGAAUAACAAAAACGUAUUUUUGGGUGCAGAUUUGUUCCAAAUUUUAAGCGAUACUUUUACUAUAAAUAUAAACCUUGUAUCAACCUAAACUUUGAGAUAGAAGGGGCUGAAACAAGGGUUUAGAAAGGCAACAACAAAACCAGGGUUUGUAUAGAGUUUGUCUCUUUGGAACAAACACUAGGGUUUGAGGGUUAAUUCACCUUGGGAAAUACUAUUAGGAUUGAGUCUUUUGGUUACGGAAAGAGGUUGAGACUUUGGGUAGAAUUAGGCGGGAGACUUAUUCUUGUAACCCAUUGAUAUCUCUUUUGUAACGUUACUCAUCAUAUAAUGGAACGGAGGGCUGC
Medicago truncatula (barrel medic) is the source of this 1634-nucleotide messenger RNA. RefSeq names its product cytosolic sulfotransferase 15. The coding region runs from base 77 to 1120 and encodes 347 amino acids. Lineage: Eukaryota; Viridiplantae; Streptophyta; Magnoliopsida; Fabales; Fabaceae. The record is from RefSeq and is a predicted model, not a curated record. Gene Ontology annotation, molecular function: sulfotransferase activity. The transcript has 2 exons.